UGCAUAUCUGAUUCUCGCGAUGUUAAUGAUCAGCAACGCGAUUGGAUUAAUUCAAGUCUCGCGAUGUUCCGGUCUCUUCCUUGGCCGUCGCUGACACAGAGACUAAGGCCAUGUUCAGUACCAGCGCUAAGAUAGUGAAGCCGAACGGCGAGAAGCCUGAUGAGUUUGAGUCUGGAAUCUCCCAGGCUCUGCUGGAGCUGGAGAUGAACUCUGACCUGAAGGCCCAGCUGAGGGAACUGCACAUCACUGCAGCUAAGGAGAUCGAGGUGGGCGGCAGCCGCAAAGCCAUCAUCAUCUUCGUCCCGGUUCCUCAGCUCAAGUCCUUCCAGAAGAUCCAGGUCCGCCUGGUCCGGGAGCUGGAGAAGAAGUUCAGCGGGAAGCAUGUCGUCUUCAUUGCACAGAGGAGGAUUCUUCCCAAACCCACCAGGAAAAGUCGCACCAAGAAUAAGCAGAAGCGUCCCAGGAGUCGAACUUUGACCUCUGUCCAUGACGCCAUCUUGGAGGACUUGGUGUUCCCCAGUGAGAUCGUCGGGAAGCGGAUCCGGGUCAAGCUGGACAGCAGCCGGCUCAUCAAGGUCCACCUGGACAAGGCCCAGCAGAACAACGUGGAACACAAAGUGGAGACGUUCUCUGGAGUCUACAAGAAGCUGACGGGGAAAGACGUCGUGUUUGAAUUCCCAGAAUUCCAGCUGUAAUGCGCCGGACUCAAUAAAGUUGUUUUCUGUCA
This is a messenger RNA of Poeciliopsis prolifica (blackstripe livebearer), 727 nucleotides long. RefSeq names its product ribosomal protein S7 (gene rps7). Gene Ontology annotation, molecular function: structural constituent of ribosome. Gene Ontology annotation, biological process: translation; ribosomal small subunit biogenesis; rRNA processing. The transcript has 7 exons. Lineage: Eukaryota; Metazoa; Chordata; Actinopteri; Cyprinodontiformes; Poeciliidae. The record is from RefSeq and is a predicted model, not a curated record. The coding region runs from base 111 to 695 and encodes 194 amino acids. Gene Ontology annotation, cellular component: 90S preribosome; ribosome; cytosolic small ribosomal subunit.